This is a messenger RNA of Schistocerca nitens (vagrant locust), 3229 nucleotides long. RefSeq names its product NFX1-type zinc finger-containing protein 1-like. Gene Ontology annotation, biological process: regulatory ncRNA-mediated heterochromatin formation. Gene Ontology annotation, cellular component: nucleus; nuclear RNA-directed RNA polymerase complex. Gene Ontology annotation, molecular function: zinc ion binding. The coding region runs from base 1 to 3054 and encodes 1017 amino acids. Lineage: Eukaryota; Metazoa; Arthropoda; Insecta; Orthoptera; Acrididae. The transcript is spliced from 12 exons. The record is from RefSeq and is a predicted model, not a curated record.
AUGAGGCCAGAAAUAGCAAAUCUUAUCACUCCAAUGAUUUAUCCAACAUUAAAGAGUGCACCAUCUGUUUACCAAUAUGAGAAGGUGAAAGGGAUCACAAAAAACCUGUUUUUCAUCAAUCACAGAUUUCAUGAAGAAGAGGUGUCUGAAAUAGUCAGCUGCCGAAAUUUGUUUGAAGCAGAAUUCCUAAUCGCUCUUUGCAGAUACCUUUUACUUCAAGGAUAUGAAGAAACUGAAAUUACCAUAUUGACAACUUACUCUGGGCAAAUGUUCUACUUGAGGAAACUAAGAAGGGAAUCUGGUGCACUACAAAACAUUCGAAUAACUGUUGUAGAUAACUUCCAAGGAGAAGAAAACAAAAUAAUUUUACUGUCAUUGGUACGGAGCAAUGAGGAUGGCAAGAUUGGUUUCCUUAAAGUUGAAAACAGAGUAUGUGUAGCCCUCUCAAGAGCUAAAGAAGGCUUUUACAUAAUUGGUAACAUGGACACUCUAACUAAGAGCAGCCAAAUAUGGCCAAAAAUAAAUGAAACGCUCAUGAAACAAGAUGCAUUUGGCUCUCAUCUGACAUUAAAAUGUCAGAUACAUCCAACUGAGGAAACAAAGGUGGCCUCAGCAGCUGACUUUAAGGCUGUUCCUGAAGGAGGUUGCAGCCUUCCUUGCGAGGCAGAUCUUCAGUGUGGCCACAAAUGUCAGAGUGUGUGUCAUGUAAGGAACAGAUUCCAUGAAAAUUAUAAGUGCUACUUUCCUUGUGAAAGGAUUCCGCAGCAAUGUCCGUUGGGCCACAAGUGUCUUAAGAAAUGUUUCCAAGAUUGUGGAGAUUGUAAGAUGCCUAUGGAGAAGGUGCUUCCUUGUACACAUGUAAAGACCUUAGCUUGUCAUGUCAAUGCUAGUGUGUACCAGUGUCAGGAAGUAGUGGAAGCUGUACUGGAACCAUGUAGUCACAAAACUAAGAAACUUUGUUUUCAAGAUAUUCAAAAAGUGCAUUGUCCAUUUCCAUGUGAAGACAGGCUUGUUUGUGGACAUAGCUGUGUGAGAAAUUGCCAUGCAGGAGAUGAUCCAGACCAUCUUGAGUACAAAUGUAAUAAACCUUGUGAAAAAAACAAUGCUAGUUGCAAAAAAAAUCACAAGUGCUACAAGAAGUGUUACGAGGAAUGUGGAGAAUGUGUUGUCGAAGUCAAAGUGCAACUAAGUUGUGGACAUACCCAUCAGGUACAUUGCAGUUCUGAUCCAUCAGAAGUGAAAUGUCGUAGGAACUGCAAGCGUACAAUGGAAUGUGGGCACAAAUGUCGUCUUCUCUGUUUUGAGCAGUGUGGAAAUUGUCCAGUUGAGGUACAAAAAGUUAUUCCAGACUGUGGACAUGAAGUUCCUGCAGAAUGUUCUCAAGAACCCACACGUAAUAUGUGUAGAAAGACUUGCAAAAGACUUCUCCCAUGUGGACAUCAUUGUAAGAGCAUGUGCCGCAAUCCAUGCACUUCACAGUGUGAGGAACUUGUACACAGUCACAUUAGACCAGUAUGUGGUCAUGCUGUCGAAAUUCCAUGUUAUCUGAGAAGCAAAGGAUUAUCAUCAUACAGUGCCAAGUUGUUAUCAAGGUGUGAAAUGCCUUGUGGGAAAGUCCUGGAAUGUGAACACAUGUGUGCUGGGACUUGUGGUAAAUGCCAUCAAGGUCGUUUACAUUUGCCAUGCCAGGAAAAGUGUGGUCGUCUGCAAAUAUGUGGACACGGCUGCAAUGUUGAUUGUGCAAAUAGUUGCCCGCCUUGUAAGCAGAAGUGCGAAUAUCGAUGCAAGCAUUCACGUUGCAGUUUGAAAUGCGGUGUUCCUUGUACACCCUGCAGGGAACCAUGUGAAUGGCGCUGUAAACAUACCCGAUGCACAAUGCUUUGCUAUGAGCUUUGUAAUCGUUCUCCCUGUUAUGAACCCUGCGAGAAAAAGCUUAAAUGUGGCCAUGAUUGUGUUGGCUUCUGUGGUGAACCAUGCCCUCCUUUAUGUAGAAUUUGUAAUGAAGAAGAAUUAACAACAAUUUUCUUUGGCUCAGAAGAUGAAGAGGGUGCCAGAUUUGUGUAUCUGGAGGAUUGCAAACAUACUAUCGAGUCUAAGGCAUUGGAUGAGUGGUUGAAACAGCAAAACGUUGAAAUAGGUCUCAAAAGCUGCCCGCUUUGUAAAACAUCAAUAAAGAGAACCUUGCGAUUCUUAAAUUAUUUGAAAAUUUCAUAUAUUGACAUCCAAAAUAUAAAGAAAAAAGUCUUUGGUAAUCUGAAAGAUAAUGAUGCAAAGAGGGAACAACUGAAUACUGCAUUGAAAGGAAUAGUUGUUCCACACAUAGUAAGACGAGAAAGUACUGAAAUACAGGAGAUGCUAACAUUACUGCAUUCUAACCUACAAAAUGUACAGAGGAAAAGACAAAUCUUCCUUUCAAAAAUGGACCUUGACUCAUUAUCCAUUAAAGUAGAGUUUGUCUCAAAACUUCUCGAAACCAUGAACAUCUUUCAUAAAGCUUUGAAUGGAGAACCAUGUAAAAAACUUAUGAAGCAAUUUGACAGGCUGAUUUAUUUGAUGAGAACAAGGAAUACAAACAUGAGCCAACAGGAGGUAAAUGAUUUUAAUUUAGAAAUAAACAGAUUUAUGAGAGUAGCUCAGUUCCGUAGUAUUGAGAGCAGCAACAGUUUCAAAACAUCCCAAUCUGAUGGUGUUGUUAUGGAUUUACACAAAAAAGCUGUGCAAGAAGUAAAAUCUAUUGAAAGAUAUACACCUAUACGGGACCAGAAACUGAAAGAAAUUUUGGAAAAACUGAACAAACAGUUGAAGGUCAUCACUGGAGAUAUUGAAAGAAUAAGGAGAGAAGUUGUGAAAGCAGUAGGUGAACGAUCUGGUCACUGGUUCAAAUGCCAAAAUGGACAUUACUAUGUUAUUGGAAACUGCGGAGGAGCAGUACAUGAAGGAAGAUGUCCAGAUUGCAAAGCUACAAUUGGUGGUGUAGGCUAUCGGCUACAUACGGGCAAUCGUCAUGCUGGGGAACUUGAUGGGUCAGCACGUCCAGCUUAUCCUAAUAUGUGAACACUUUUUUAAGAGUGUGUAUAUGUGUACGCAUAAACUUUAUUUAUGUAUGGUUAAUGCAGAUUAUGUUGUUAGAAGCCUAUGUCCAGAUCCAAUCAUUACAGAAAACUGUGUCAGUGUGAAUGUUCAUGUUGCAAGUGUUCCCUUUUUUUAUACUGUGUAAACUGCAGUUUGU